ACUAACCGCCGCCGGAGAUUGUGAAAAGGGAGGUGUGUGCUGGGCGGGUGGGGGGAACUGAAAUUGACAAGCAAGCAACCGCCUCCCCCCCCCACUCCCAACCCCUCCCUCGCUGGAGGGAACGCGCUUUUCUCCUGGAUUUGUGGAUGUACCGAUGAGAGAUCCAGCGUUCCCGGGGGCUGCCAUGGCUUACCACCCGUUCCACGCGCCCAGACCGUCAGAUUUCCCCAUGUCGGCUUUCCUGGCCGCCGCUCAGCCCUCUUUCUUCCCGGCUUUGGCUCUACCUCCGGCCGCUCUGACAAAACCUUUGACGGAUCCUAGCCUGGCCGGGGCCGCGGAAGCCGGGCUGCAUGUCUCGGCUUUGGGACACCACCACCAAGCCGCCCACCUGAGGUCGCUCAAAAGCUUGGAGCCCGAAGAAGAGGUGGAGGACGACCCCAAGGUGACCCUCGAAGCCAAGGAACUGUGGGAUCAGUUUCACAAGCUGGGGACCGAGAUGGUGAUCACCAAAUCGGGAAGGCGAAUGUUCCCCCCUUUCAAAGUGCGCGUGAGCGGCCUGGAUAAAAAAGCCAAAUACAUUUUAUUGAUGGAUAUCGUGGCGGCGGACGACUGUCGCUAUAAGUUCCACAAUUCGCGCUGGAUGGUGGCGGGCAAGGCCGACCCGGAGAUGCCCAAGCGCAUGUACAUCCACCCGGACAGCCCGGCCACGGGCGAGCAAUGGAUGGCCAAACCCGUCGCUUUCCACAAGCUCAAACUGACCAACAACAUCUCGGACAAGCACGGCUUCACGAUCCUCAAUUCGAUGCACAAAUACCAGCCUCGGUUCCACAUAGUCCGGGCCAAUGACAUUCUUAAGUUGCCGUACAGCACCUUCCGGACGUACGUCUUUCCCGAGACCGAUUUCAUAGCCGUGACCGCCUACCAGAACGACAAGAUCACCCAGUUGAAGAUUGACAACAAUCCCUUCGCCAAAGGAUUCCGGGACACCGGCAACGGGAGGCGAGAAAAAAGGAAACAGCUCACGCUGCCCUCCCUGCGGAUGUACGAGGACCAGUGCAAGGCCGACCGAGACGGAGGGGAAUCCGACGCUUCUUCGUGCGAGCCGGCCCCGGUGCGCGACCCUCUCCACUCGCCUCUGAGCACGGCCCCCAGCCCGCUGCGCCUGCACCGCAACAGCAGAGAAGACAAAGGCAGCGAUCAGGAGUCGGACAAACUCCCCGAAGGAAAGAGACCCAGUCCCGACCUGGAAAACCGCAGCCCGCGCAGCAGCAGCAGCCCUCGCCUGCUGGGGGAGGAGAGGAGUCGAGGGGGCAAAGCCAGCGAGAUCUCUUUGCCCAAAGAAGGCCCGGGCGAAGGGACCCUGCGGAGCCCUCUGGGCCUGGAGAAAGACAAAGUGGAGGGGCGAAGGAAAGAGCCGCCGCCCCCCCUACAGGAAGGCUCCAAGAAAGAGGCCCACGGGGACUGUGCUCCCCUGGGGGGCAGCAAGGAGUCCUUUGCCCCCCUGAUGGUUCAGACGGACAGUCCGCCGCACCUGAGCGCCGGGCACCUGCAGAGCCUGGCUCUCUCGGGCCUCCACGGGCAACAGUUCUUCAACCCCCUCAGUGCCGGGCAGCCCUUCUUCAUCCACCCGGGACAAUUCGCCAUGGCCCCGGGGGCCUUCUCCGCCAUGGGCAUGGGACACUUGUUGGCAUCUGUGGCAGGCGGAGGGAGCUUGGAGAACGGAGGCUUGGCUGCCGCGCAAGGGGCGGCUGGCACGGCGACCCCCUUCCCCUUCCACCUCUCCCAGCACAUGUUGGCUUCUCAGGGAAUCCCGGUGCCUACCUUCGGUGGACUUUUUCCUUACCCGUACACCUAUAUGGCGGCGGCUGCUGCGGCUGCCUCUGCCAUUCCGGCUAGCAGUGCGGCUACGGCCAGCUCACUAUCCCGGAACCCCUUUCUGAGCAAUGCCCGCCCUCGUCUGCGUUUCAGCCCCUAUCAGAUCCCGGUUGCCAUCCCACCCAGCACCAACCUCUUAACCACUGGUCUGCCUACAAGCUUGAAUGCCGGCUCGGAAGGGUCCAAGCCCGGAAGCAGUAGGGAAUCUAGUCCCCUCUCGGAUUUGCCCGUGCACAAGCCCAGCAGCCAACGGGCCUCUCUGUCCCCCAAAGGGUCCCUGAAAGAUUCCAUCAACGAGCUACAGAAUAUCCAGAGACUGGUCAGUGGUUUAGAAACCCAGAGGGAGGUCUCUCCAGGAAGGGAAUCCCCUAAGUGACCCCCUCCAGAGGCCACCUGCUCAAAAGGGCUGAGAUGGAACAGGGGACAGAGGUGUACAGCACAGUAUAAAUAUUUAUUUUAAACAAAGGAGGUGGGGGAAUUGAUACUGUAAGGGGGGGGGAGGAGAAUGAAGGACAAUCAGAUGUAAGCCCUACGGAGUCAGCCAGAUGGAUCGAUAGCCGUAGGAGGUACAGAGCAGUCCAACGUAUCAUGAGGCAGUAGUAGUAUGGGAGAACAUUGGGCUACCGCUGUGUUCUGGAGAUGGUCUCUCCAUGAACUUCCCAAAACACAUGUCUCCUGGCUCUGGUUCUGGCGGAAGACACAGAGACUGCCCUUCUCUUCUAACUUGUCAGCCUGAAAGAUACAUCUUGAAUGGCCGAACACGGAUUUCAAGUCCACAGUGUAAAUAACCAGCUUCUGGACAUGUGGCUGACCUAGAAGAUCAUCACGGCAGAAGAUGGUCCACAUAAUCUAAUUCUAAGGGUUUAAACAAAUAAUAAAGCAACACUGUCGGAGAGGCGCUUUGCUAUUUUCUAUGUCAACUGACGGAUUUUCUGAAACUAGGAUUUUGUUGACAUUGUCUAAAACAAGGACAGUUGAAAGGGGACUGCUGCAAAUUCUGGCUGUGGGACAGCAGAAGACGACAGCAAAAUCUGUAGAGAUGAUGUCCACUUACCCACCAGUCUUGGAAGGCCAUCAAAAAAAAUAUUCAGAACUGGUAUAAUGAGUGUAAUGACCCCCCUUUUUCAUUUAGGACUCUUUCUGUGUACCAGAAAAGUCUGGGUUUUUUUAAAAAGAAAUACACACAUAAUAUUUAUGGAAUAAAUGGUAAUUUUGUGUAAAUAAGCUAUACAAAUCCCCAAAUAUGCAAAAUUUGGUAUUAAUUUAUUCAGAGUUGUACAUUGGAAUGUACAUAAUUAGAGUUUAACUCCUCACAUUUAAUUGUUCUCUCUUUUUCUUAUGUGAACAUACAUAUUGUAAAUGAAGACCUAUUUAGCUCUUUGUGAAUGGGAAAAGAUAUUGGGUUUCUUUUAUGUCUGAAGAUAAAAGAUUGUUUACCCCGCCUGUCUGAAGAUUAUCACGUGCCAUUGAUGAUAUUUUUAGAUCAUGAGGAAAAGGAAGAAGUUGGAAUAAUCUUAAGGGAUUUCUAUGAGGACUAUCGUCCCCCCCUCCCUCCUUCCCAUAUAUCAAAAUCAGAAUUUAACAUUGAAUGCAAAUCUCUUUUACAGUGCGGGGUAUACAAAAAUUGCAGGAAUUAAACCUCAGGAUUUUAUUUUUCACUCCAGAACAACAAGAAAAGAAAAGAAAGUCCCCAACCCUUAAAACUAUACUAAGAUUUAAAAUAUCACAUGGAUGGUGUGCUAUAUACUUGUUUUAAUUUUUUUUAAAUGACUAGAAAUGUGCUGGUUAUUCGGGUAUCUGUUCAAUUUUUUUUUGAUGAGUUCUCACAACUUUCAAUAAAAAAAUAUUCAAAGAAAA
Molecule: messenger RNA, 3732 nt
Organism: Heteronotia binoei (common prickly gecko)
Lineage: Eukaryota; Metazoa; Chordata; Lepidosauria; Squamata; Gekkonidae
Gene: TBX2
Product: T-box transcription factor 2
Biological process (GO): regulation of transcription by RNA polymerase II; positive regulation of DNA-templated transcription; cell fate specification
Cellular component (GO): nucleus
Molecular function (GO): RNA polymerase II cis-regulatory region sequence-specific DNA binding; DNA-binding transcription factor activity, RNA polymerase II-specific
Source: RefSeq, a predicted model, not a curated record